GACUCGGACUUCUGAACGAACGACAACAGCGACGACGACGGAAUAAUGGCAACUAACAUUACCUUUCACGAGGGCAUCGUCUCGUACGAGGAGCGCUGCUCCCUGCUCGGGCAGCAGGGCGCGACCAUCUGGCUGACGGGCCUGUCGGCGUCGGGCAAGUCAACAAUUGCGACGGCGCUGGAACAGCACCUGCUGCACCAGCACAAGUCGGCCUUCCGCCUCGACGGCGACAACAUCCGCUUUGGGCUCAACAAAGAUCUCGGCUUCAGCCCCAAGGACCGCGAGGAAAACAUUCGGCGAAUCGCCGAGGUGUCCACGCUCUUUUCCGCCUCGUCGUCCCUCACCAUUACCUCGUUUAUCUCGCCCUAUGCAGCGGACCGCGACGUGGCGCGCAAGCUCCACGAUGAGCACAAGCCACCGCUGCCCUUUAUCGAAGUCUUUGUUGAUGCCAGCGUCGAGGAGUGCGAGAAGCGGGACCCAAAGGGCCUGUACAAAAAGGCACGGGCGGGCGAAAUCAAGGAGUUCACUGGCAUCUCGGCCCCCUACGAGGCGCCGCCCAAGCCAGAAAUCCACAUUGACGCCGACAAGACGUCGGUUGAGGACAGCGUCAAGAUCAUCACCCAGUACCUCCUCGAGAAGGGCUACCUCAAGGUCAACUAAGAUGCUAGUGUGGGAGCUGAGGAGGAGGUUGUAACAUGAAGUAGGAUGCAUUGCAAGGGGAAUAGUAUCCUUGAAAGGGUCUUGGCCUAAAAGACCGUCCUUGUUGCUAUUGCUAUGGGGUGAGGCUGAGAGGAGAGCAGCAGCAGCAGCAAGGUGUCGUCCUCAAUCGAGAAGAAGGCAUGGCGCUGCGACGAGCAAUGGUGCGCGUGGAUUCUUUCUCUUUUCUUUCCU
This is a messenger RNA of Acaromyces ingoldii, 891 nucleotides long. RefSeq names its product putative MET14-ATP adenosine-5`-phosphosulfate 3`-phosphotransferase. Gene Ontology annotation, molecular function: ATP binding; adenylylsulfate kinase activity. The record is from RefSeq and is a predicted model, not a curated record. The transcript has a single exon. Bases 46 to 660 code for a protein of 204 amino acids. Gene Ontology annotation, biological process: sulfate assimilation. Lineage: Eukaryota; Fungi; Basidiomycota; Exobasidiomycetes; Exobasidiales; Cryptobasidiaceae.